Molecule: messenger RNA, 3390 nt
Organism: Sander lucioperca (pikeperch)
Lineage: Eukaryota; Metazoa; Chordata; Actinopteri; Perciformes; Percidae
Gene: ezrb
Product: ezrin b
Biological process (GO): regulation of cell shape; positive regulation of early endosome to late endosome transport; regulation of organelle assembly
Cellular component (GO): cytoskeleton; filopodium; adherens junction
Molecular function (GO): actin binding; cell adhesion molecule binding
Source: RefSeq, a predicted model, not a curated record
CAGGUUCCCGGACCCAUGGGUUGUGAACCUGUGCUCCCCCAGCCUACCGGUGACAGCAGGAACAGAAUUACAACAGUGGGAUGGAUGAGCGCCAUAUUGCGCCUGGCUAAACAGAGGAAGGGGAAAUCUGCGAUUGUGAGCUUCGGAGCAAUUAUCUCAUAUCCAAACCUCAUCAGCUCCAGGAAAUCUUCCAGAAGGCACACAGAGCAUUGGUCUCCUCUUUGGAAACUUUUUUUUAUUGAACAGCUCCUCGCACAGAGCAAGGAAAAGGACAGGACAAUGCCCAAAGCGGUCAAUGUUCGCGUCACCACCAUGGACGCUGAGCUGGAGUUUGCCAUCCAGCCCAGCACCACUGGCAAGCAGCUGUUUGACCAGGUGGUGAAAACCAUUGGCUUACGUGAGGUCUGGUACUUCGGACUUCAGUAUAUGGAUGGCAAAGGUUACUACACUUGGCUAAAACUGGACAAAAAGGUGUCGUCCCAGGAUGUGAAGAAGGAAAACCCGCUGCAGUUCAGGUUUCGGGCCAAGUUCUUCCCGGAGGAUGUCUCUGAGGAGCUGAUCCAGGACAUCACCCAGAAGCUUUUCUUUCUGCAGGUGAAGGAGGGCAUCCUGAGCGACGAGGUUUACUGUCCACCCGAGACAGCCGUGCUGCUUGCCUCCUACUCUGUUCAGGCCAAGUUUGGAGACUACAACAAAGAAGUCCACCAGCCUGGAUACCUGCUGUCUGAACGCCUACUGCCAAACAGAGUUAUGGAGCAGCACAAGUUAUCCAGAGAGCAGUGGGAGGAGAGGAUUCAGGUGUGGCAUGAGGAGCACCGUGGAAUGUUAAAGGAGGAUGCUAUGCUGGAGUACCUGAAGAUCGCCCAGGACCUGGAAAUGUACGGAGUCAACUACUUUGACAUCAAGAACAAGAAGGGAACAGAGCUGUGGCUGGGAGUGGACGCCCUGGGACUCAACAUUUAUGAGAAGGAUGACAAAUUGACCCCAAAGAUUGGCUUUCCCUGGAGUGAGAUCAGAAACAUUUCCUUCAACGAUAAGAAAUUCAUCAUCAAGCCCAUUGACAAAAAAUCUCCGGACUUUGUGUUUUAUGCACCGAGGCUGCGCAUAAACAAGCGCAUCCUGCAGCUGUGCAUGGGCAACCACGAGCUGUACAUGCGUCGCCGCAAGCCAGACACGAUCGAGGUGCAGCAGAUGAAGGCCCAGGCACGAGAGGAGAAGCAACAGAAACAGAUGGAGAAGGCCCAGCUGGAGAACGAGAAGAAGAAGAGAGAGGCCAUCGAGAAAGAGAAGGAGCAGAUGGAGCAAGAGAAGCAGGAUCUGAUGAUGAGGCUCUACCAGUUUGAGGAGAAGACCAAGAAGGCAGAGAGAGAUCUGCAGGACCAGCAGAAGAGAGCCAUGGUGCUGGAGCAGGAGCGGAGGAGAGCCGAGGAGGAGGCAGCUCGUCUUGAGGCUGAGCGCCAGGCUGCCUUACUGGCUAAAGAGGAGCUUGCCCGCCAUGCUGAGGACCAGAAGAAGAGUCAGGAGCAGCUGGCUGCAGAGCUGGCAGAGCACACAGCCAAGAUCAGCCUGCUGGAGGAGGCUAAGAAACGCAAGGAGGAGGAGGCCGACACAUGGCAGCUCAGGGCUCAGGAGGCCCAGGAGGAUCUGAUAAAGACCAAGGAGGAGCUGCGCGUGAUGACGGCGCCCCCGCCGCCUCCACCUCCUCCCAUGUACGAGCCCAUGGAUGAAAACAGCGACAGCGAGGAGAACGCCAGCGAAGAGAACAACAGCACACACAGCGCCGACCUGCAGAGUGAAGGCAUCAACGACCACCGCCACGAGGAGGAUCGCCUGACUGAGGCUGAGAAGAACGAGCGCGUCCAGAAACAGCUGAAGGCCCUGACCUCAGAGCUGGCUCAGGCACGUGAUGACUCCAAGAACACCCAGAACGACCUUCUUCACAGUGAGAAUGUUCGGGCCGGCCGCGACAAAUACAAGACCCUGCGACAGAUCAGAUCAGGCAACACCAAGCAGAGGAUCGACGAGUUCGAGGCCUUAUAAAAAAGCCUUCGGCCCCUCGGCCACUCACCCUUUCUGAAUGGUCACUACAUCUCGGCCAACACAGAUGGACACACACAAACACGCUCAAACUCAUGUAUACCCAGUUGCAUCAGUUGCAGUCUUAACUGGAGCAGUAUAAGCAGCACUUACAGAGAGACACACUUCUGUUGUGGGUGUGCAGAGCUUUGCAAUCCUUCGGAGAAAACUUAGUGCCAAAACCUUUCUCUUCUUAGUGUUUCAGAUCCUUUUCGUGUAUAUGAUUGUCUGUAGUUUGAUCGAAUUCAGACCAAAUCAUUAUUGUUUUAUCCAGCGGUGUGGUGAAGUAGUGGGACGGGCUAAAUUCUAUCAUUAUUUCAUGAUGUGCACAUAUAAUAUGUAAUCAAAGCCUCGCUUGUUUUUUAUGUCUGCCGUUUGACGUGUGGAAAGAAAAAGUACAGUUUGUCGUUAAUAGCGACCACUCAGAAAGGGGCAAAACAGUAUAAGCAGGAAAAUGUACGGUUGUUUUUGUUUUCCAUUAUAUUUGAACAUUUCCAAAUGUUUAAUAUUGAUAUACGGUAGUUUAAAAUCAUCCCUAGUUUGGUAUUUAUACUGUAUAUGGGACAUUAAAAAGGGUAUUUCAUCUUGGUUUGUAUAUUUUUGCUAUCUACUAAUGAUAAUGAAAAAAGUAAUGUUUCAAAGGUUUUAUAUAAUAUCGACCAAAAUAAUAGCAGUCUUACGUUCCAUACAUUUUCCUUUAGAUCACUAAAUUAAAGAGAUUUAACUGUAAAUUAUUAUUAUUUUAUAUUGUAGGAAACAUCCAGCUGCAUGCCAUUAAAUCAGUUAAGGAGAUUGCUAUCUAUCUAGCUACUUUUGAUUAGUUGUUUUUUUGCUGUGCAGUUCACAGCAUGCUGAGGAAGGUCUUCAAUCUCAGAGCACUGUGUUGACUGGGACACUUCGGUUUAAUAUAUUUUAUUUUAUUUCAUCUCUGUUCUGUGUCAUGCCGCUGUUGAGUGAGAGAUGAGCAUGUGUUGUGUGCUUUUACCUUCCUAAGUGGCCUUUCUCUCUGGCUGUCCCUCUGCAGGGAUCAGUGCCAGACAGUUGGUCUUUACAUCAUAGCCAAGGUGCAUAGUCACGAAAAAAUAUGGAAGCCUUUAGUUGUUUUAAUGUUACACCUAAUGAACGUUACAAAUAGUUUUUAUUUUGCAGCUUGGUCACAAUGGACUCACCCAGACAGUACAACAACACUCUCUUCUCUCUGGACAUGGACUAGAGUAGCAUCGAUACACUCAGCUCUGUUGGCCUUUGUAUAUGAACAGGAUUUUAUAAUGAGGUGUUCGACAUAUUGGCAAUAAAGAAAAAUCUAUGAUCACA